Molecule: messenger RNA, 4863 nt
Organism: Rotaria sordida
Lineage: Eukaryota; Metazoa; Rotifera; Eurotatoria; Philodinida; Philodinidae
Source: the annotation of a GenBank genome assembly
AUGAACAACAACAAUAAUAAUACUCCAUUGUCAAAUCGAUCGGAUGGUACCGAUUCAGGAUCGAUUAUUUCUUCAAUUUAUUCUUCUAACAGUGUAUCAUCUACAACAACAUCAAAUAAUUCUUUAAUAAAUCGAUCAUUUCCACAACAAACUCCAAUAACAAUGAAUUCCGAUAUAGAUUCAUCUGUAAUUAAUAAUACACAUAUACAACAAAUUGAUCAACGUCGACAAAUUAUUCAUCAUCUUGCUCUUUUACUUCAUGCACAUAAAUGUCUUCAACGUGAACGACAAAUAGUUAAUAAUGGUGAUAUUCAUGACACCACACAUCAAAAUCUUUGUACAGUACCACAUUGCACAACAAUGCGUACUGUUCUUCAACAUAUGACAAAAUGUUCUGAUUUUAAAAAUUGUUCUUUUAACAAUUGUGUUCAAUCUCGUCAUAUAAUUCUUCACUGGAAGAAUUGUACAACACCAAAUUGUUUUCUAUGUGGUUCUUUAAAAAAGCCAUCUACACUUCGAUCACAAAAUCCAUCAACAAAAGAAUGGCAACAAAAUAUAAAUCAAGAUCAUCGAAGUCAUUUAGUAAGAAAAAUUACUUCAGCUUUAUUAAAUACAAUUCAACAAGAUAAUCAUCCAUUAUCACCAGAUCGUUUAGCUCUUAUAACUAAUUAUGCACAAAAAACAGAAGCUGAUACAUAUAAUACAGCUACAAGUCAUGAAGAUUAUUUUCAACGUUUAGCUGAACGAAUAUAUAAAAUUCAAAAAGAUUAUGAAGAAAAACAAAUAUUAAAAAAACAACAAGCAUUAACAACAACAUUAACAUCAAUUGAUAAAUCAGCUGGUGAACAAGGUCCACCAAAUCGUAUUGCACCACAAAUUGAUUAUUCAACAUCAUUUUCAACAACACAAAUUAAAUCUGAGUCAGAUAAUAAUUAUCAUACAAAUUCAACAACAACAACAACAACAGCAACAUUAUCAGGACCUUUUGAUCAACAUCGUAUUUCAACCGAUGGUAUUAGUCGAUUAGCUAUACAUAGUAAUAAUUCAAAUACACAUGCAGAUACAAAUGAAAGUCAUAUUGAUACAACACGUAUUAAAGUUGAAGAAAUUCCAUCUAAUCAUGAUACGAAAAUUCAAUCAACAACAAUUGUUAAAAAAGAAGAAAAAUUUACUACGGAAACAUCAAUCAAUGGUAAUAGUAUUACAAAAAUAACAGUUGAAAUGAUAUCAAGUGAAAAAACUGAUAUUGAAUCAACAAAAUCAAAUCGACCACCACCUAUUGAUGCUACAAGUAAAUCAUUACCAAAACAUUCAGCAGUUUUUUCUUCUGAAGAUAUUCGAGAAAAAAUGACACCUCUACUUCGUCAUAUGUAUGAUCAAGAAGAAGGUAUUUGGUUUCGUCAACCAGUUACAGAAGCUAUUGCACCUGGUUAUUUUGAUAUAAUUAAAUAUCCAAUGGAUUUUUCUACUAUAUUUAAAAAAUUAAAUGAAAAUCAAUAUGCAACACCAUUUCAAUUUUGUGAAGAUAUUUGGCUUGUUUUUAAUAAUGCAUGGACAUUUAAUAAAAAAUCUCACCGUGUUUAUAAAGCCGGUGUUAAACUUGCUGAUAUAUUUAUGGAUAAUGUUGAUCCAAUAAUGAAAGAUUAUGGUUAUUGUUGUGGACGUCAAUAUGUAUUUUUACCACCACCAAUGUUUUGUUAUGGUAUUAGUGGUAUUUGUUGUACAAUACCACGUGAUGGUGAUUAUUUUGUUUAUAAUAAUCCUGAUUCAUCAAGAAAUAAUUUAUCGGGUGAUAAAUAUACAUUUUGUAAAAAAUGUUUUGAUUCUGUUAAAUCUGAUUAUAUAUUAGUUGGUGAUGAUCCAGCACAAACAUUAAUUGAAUUACCUAAAAUUGAAUUUCAUCAAGCUAAAAAUGAUCAUCAAGAACAAGAAUUAUUUAUUGAUUGUAUUGUUUGUUCAAGACGUUUUCAUAAUAUAUGUGUACUUUAUCAUGAACAUAUAUGGCCAGAAGGUUAUAUUUGUAAAUUAUGUGUACAACAAUAUAAUGUUAAACGUAAAGAAAAUCGUUAUUUAGCACAUAAAUUAACAAUGACUGAUUUAGCUAAUGUAUUAGAAAAACGUGUUAAUGAUUUUCUUCGUAAAGAAUGUGAUCCAGAUACAGGACGUGUAACAAUACGAGUGUUAGCUGCAAACGAUCGAGUAUGUGAAGUUAAACCAAGAUUAAAAAAACAUUAUGGAUCACAAAUACAUGAUGGUUAUCCAUAUAGAACAAAAGCUAUAUUUGCAUUUCAAGAAAUUGAUGGUAUAGAUGUUGUUCUUUUUGGUAUGCAUGUACAAGAAUAUGAUGGUCGAUGUCCAGCACCAAAUACAAGACGUGUGUAUAUAUCCUAUCUUGAUUCUGUAUAUUAUUUUCGUCCAAAAGAAAAACGAACAGGACUCUAUUAUGAAAUUCUUAUUGGUUAUCUUGAAUAUGUCAAACAAUUAGGAUUUAUUUAUGCACAUAUAUGGGCAUGUCCACCAAGUGAAGGUGAUGAUUAUAUAUUUCAUUGUCAUCCACCUGAACAACGUGUACCAAAACCAAAACGUUUACAAGAAUGGUAUAAAACAAUGUUAGAUAUAGCGAUUAAUCAACGAGUUGUUGUUGAUUAUAAAGAUAUAAUGAAAGAUUUUACUGAGAGUGCGUUAAAUAAAGCAACUGAUAUUCCAUAUUUUGAAGGCGAUUUUUGGACAAGUACAAUAGAAGAUUUAAUUAAAGAACUUGAUAUAGAAGAAGAAGAUAGACGAAAAUUUGAAGAACUUGAAGCAGUAAAAGUAUCUGAUGAUGGAUAUUUUGAUGAUUCAAUGGAAAUUGAAGAACCAACUGAAACAUCAGAUAAACGUAAAUCAGGUGGUGGUACAACACAUAAAAAGAAAAAUUUCAAAAAAACGACUAGUCAACGUCGAAUAACUCGAAAAAAUAUGACAAAUGGAACUGAUCUUAUUUCAAAAAUUCAUGCAAUGAUGGAAAAACAUAAAGAAUCAUUUUUUGUUGUUCGUCUACGUAAUCCAAUGUCAAAUCCAGCAACAUUAACCGAUACAGAUCCAUUAAUACAAUGUGAUCUAAUGGAAUCUCGUGAUGCAUUUUUAAAUUUUGCUCGUGAAAAACAUUGUGAAUUUUCUUCAUUACGUCGUGCAAAAUAUUCAACUAUGGUUUCAUUAAUUGAAUUACAUUCAUCAACAGCAGAUAAAAUAUCUUAUACAUGUAAUUCAUGUCGACAAUUAUGUGAUAUUCGUUAUCAUUGUACAGUAUGUGAAGAUUAUGAUUUAUGUAGUAAAUGUUAUACAACAAUAAAACAUGAACAUCGUAUGGAACGUUCAGAUGAUACAAAUGAAACAAAAACAAAUUCAGAUACAACAAUUAAUAUUCAACAACAAAGACAAUUAACAAUGCAACGAAUGUUAGAUGCUAUACGUCAUGCUGUACAAUGUCGAAAUGCAAAUUGUAUAUAUAAAAAUUGUGCCGUAUGUAAAAGAUUACUUCAACAUACUAAAGAAUGUACAAAAGCAUCAAGAAGUCAAUGUCAACAUUGUAAUAAAUUUCUUUCACCUAUUUGGCUUCAUGCUAAAACUUGUACUGAUCAAAAUUGUUUAUUACCUUUUUGUGCAACUUUUAAAAAUAAAAUUCAACGACAACGUGCAGCAACUAUGCAAGCUGAUCGAAGACGUAUUAAAGCUAUGCAUCGAGCAAAAAUGGGACCAGGUCCAUCACCAAUUAAUUCACAAAAUUCUGAACCAACAACAUCUGGAAAAUAUCAUCAUUCAAUGGAAUCAGCCUCACCAAGUUCAACUGGCAAAAUGAUGCCAUCAAGUGGUAAACCUUCGUCUAUGAGUAGUUUAGUUCGUACUAAUUUAUCACAACAAUUACCAUCUCAACAACAACAUUCUGUUUAUUUUAAUGGUGGCAAAGGUAAUCCAACUGGUGGUAAUAAUAAUAAUAAUAAUAAUAGCGGAUAUCCAAUGAUGAUGACGACACAUCCUCAACAAACAUCACAACAAUGGAUUUCAUCACAACAACAAAUUCGAUAUGCAUCACAAGGAGGAAAACCAAUGGCUUAUGGUCAACAAAGAAUACCUUAUGGAGGUGAUCCAUAUAUGAUGAGACAACCAACACCACAGGUAUCAUCAUAUCCAUAUUCAUCAAAUAUAGCUCCACAAGGUUAUUCAUAUUCUCAACCAAUGGAUGUUAAUACAUUAGGUACAGUACGAAGUGGAUCACCGAUGUUGCCACAACAACCACAGCAACAACUACCUAAUCGAUAUCCAAUCAAUUCAUCUUAUAGUCAACCUAUACCAAUGUCAUAUCCACAACAAUCGUCAGUGCCAUCAAUAUCACAUCGAUCUCUUUCACAAGGUACGCCUCCAAAUUAUUCAGUGUCAUCAAACAGUGUUGUUAAUAAUAAAUCAAAUUUAAUUGAUUCAAUUGAAAUAAAAACUGAAGAUAGUUUUGAUGAUCCAUCAAAAUUACAAACAUCUCAAUCACAACAACAACAACAACAACCAAUGUUUCAUCCAUUAUUACAAUCUUGUUCACGUCCACAAUCAACAUCCUAUUAUCCAAAUAUGCCACCAACAAAUAAUACUUAUUAUAAUUCACAACGUCCAAUAACAGCAUCACCUGAUUAUAAUAUGUCUGUAGGACGUGGUAUUCGACUAACAUCUGUACCAACAAAUGCUUAUGGAACAUUACCAGUUCAACAACGAAUUUUUGUUCCACCUUCAACAAGUGAUCUUACAACAGGUAUUAAUAAUAAUAAUAAUAAUAAUAAUAAUAAUACAAUAGGACUUCAAUCAACACCACCUCCAUCAUCUGUAAUUCCUCACUAA